Necator americanus (New World hookworm) is the source of this 504-nucleotide messenger RNA. RefSeq lists its product as uncharacterized. The coding region runs from base 1 to 504 and encodes 167 amino acids. NCBI's taxonomy places the organism in Eukaryota, Metazoa, Nematoda, Chromadorea, Rhabditida, Ancylostomatidae. The record is from RefSeq and is a predicted model, not a curated record. The transcript is spliced from 7 exons.
AUGUGGUUUUUCUUCAUACUGUUACUGAUCGGUCAUGUUGGGAUACAAGCAAUGCCGACGGAACCUCCCCUCACAGCAACAAAAGAAGAGCUGCAUUGGUUCAAACAAAUAAUAAACGUGAUUCGAAACAAUACGUUGACGAAACAGCAGAAGAUGGAAAUGAUAAGGGCAAUGCCAAGUAAUCAAACAUCAGCGGAAAAGGAUAACGAUAUGGAAGAUAUAUCGAAAACUAUUGACCUCUUCCAAUGGUUUUCGGUAGAAAAGCAGAACACUACUGAGUCGGUCAAAAAUAUUUUCGAAAAACUCGCUGAGAUGAUGUUCGAAACAGAUUUCCUUAGCAAAACAUCAACUGAGCAAGCAGAGGAUCUUCAAUCCAUGUCCAAACUUGGGGAGAAGCUCACUGGAUCAGACGCGAACGUGCUUUUGGAUCUGCUGAACAGAUUCGAGAAAAAAAUCGACGAGUUGGGGCUGGACAGCACUCCGUUCUUAAAGACAGCGAAAUAG